GGGGCGGCGGCUCCGCCUCUUCCUGCGGCGGGCGCGAUGCCCCUGGAGCCGCUGGUCUGUGCCCAAACAGCCACACGGGUGAGCUCCGUGCUGAACAGGGAUGUGAAGCAGUUUGGGAAGCAGCACCUGUUUGAUGGCAGCGAGGAGACCUGCUGGAACUCAGACCAGGGCACAUCCCAGUGGGUCACCCUGGAUUUCCCUCGUCCUGUCAAGGUCUCACAGCUCCACAUCCAAUUCCAGGGGGGAUUUUCCAGCCAGCUGUGCACGCUGGAGGGCUGCAGGACAGGUGAGGAACUGGUGAAAAUAUCCGAGCUGUACCCCCAGGACAACCACACCAUGCAAAAAUUCCAGGUGGAGGAGACAGUGCUGGAUAAACUGAAGAUCACCUUUGGGAGCAGCACGGAUUUUUUUGGGAGGAUUGUGGUUUAUCACCUGGGGGUGCUGGGGGAGAGGCUCUAGGGGGGCUGUCCCAAAUUUUGGGGACUCUGAAAAACACCCUGAGGGGGAUCCUUGUCCCCUGAGGUGACACUGGAGGCUGGGAUGGCACACA
This is a messenger RNA of Oenanthe melanoleuca, 550 nucleotides long. It is a transcript of the gene NR2C2AP, whose product is annotated as nuclear receptor 2C2 associated protein. The transcript is spliced from 6 exons. The record is from RefSeq and is a predicted model, not a curated record. Bases 37 to 459 code for a protein of 140 amino acids. Lineage: Eukaryota; Metazoa; Chordata; Aves; Passeriformes; Muscicapidae.